Molecule: messenger RNA, 558 nt
Organism: Drosophila grimshawi
Lineage: Eukaryota; Metazoa; Arthropoda; Insecta; Diptera; Drosophilidae
Exons: 1
Coding region: 1-558 (185 amino acids)
Source: RefSeq, a predicted model, not a curated record
AUGGAAGCACGUGACAAUAGUUUUGAUCUUGCCACAAUACACAAACCCAGACAACAACAACAACAACAACACCCGCUGACAGGACAGCACACACUCACACAACAAGAACCCCAACUCUUUCAUCCUUCGGCACCCUCAUUUCUGGCCCGUCAACGCAGCGGCCAACGGUGGCUGUCAUCGUCGUCGUCGUCAUCGUUCUCUAUGUCGACAACGGCACCGCCACCACGCGAACAUUAUCCGUUGCGGCACCAGCCAAUGUCCUAUCCACAGGCACGACCACACACCCAGCACCCACACACGUACACCCAUUCCUUUGCGCCUGCCACACGCUCCCAUCAUCACGAACAUCAGCGCAGCACAUCAUUUGUGAAUCCGGCGUACAGCAAAGGCGGCGACAACCGAAACAGAAUCCGAGCCACUGGCUCGGCACUGGACGACCACGACGAUUGGUCAUCGUCAUCCUUCUCGAAGAUCGAGGCAGUCACGCAUGGCAUACGUAAUAAGAUCAUUGUUGAGGAGGACGAGGAGGAUAUACAGAGCACGGAUCGGUUUUAUUGA